GCCGGGCGCACACGGCGUGGGGCAGCCGCCGGGGCUCGCCUGCUCCCGCCGCCGCUCCCCGGGCGGCAGAUCCGGCCCGCGGCCAUGCGCCAGCGCUGCGCUGAGCGGCCGAGCGGCGGGGCUGCACCGCCGCCGCGUCCCGCGGUAGCGGAGUGAAGCGGCGUGAGGAUGAAGCGGGCGAGGCGGGCCGCGCCGGGCCCCCUGCCCGUGCUGGGGCUGCUGCUCCUGGGCGCCCUGCCGGGGCUCUGGACGGUGCUGCUGCGGCGGGAGGCGGCGGCGCUGCCGGAGCCGCGCCCGCCCGCCGGGCAGCCCCCGGGGCGAUGGGGCUGGGGGCGCUCCCCGGCGGCGCGGGGCGAGUCCGGCGGCGGCGGGCAGAAAACUUUUCGGACGCUGCUGGCGGUGCCGGCGGCGGCGACGGACCGGGAGGAGCGGGACGGCGAGGAGCGGCUCGCCGUGACCGACUCGCAGCCGCCGGCCGACACCGCCUCUCCGGUGGAGCGGGGCAUCUUCUGGAGCCGUGAGCUGGAGGAGCAGGUGCCGCCGGGCUUCGCGGCGGAGGAGGCGGCGGCGUGGCUGUCGGCCGCCCGCGCAGCCCGCGUGGCCUCGCUGGAGCGGGGCGGCUGCGGGCGCAGCUCCAACCGGCUGGCGCUGCUGUCGGACGGGAGCCGCGCCUGCGUCCGCUACGGCAUCAACCCGGAGCAGAUCCAGGGCGAGGCGCUCUCGUAUCACCUGGCCGGGGUGCUGGGCAUGCAGGAGAGGCUGCCGCCCAUGGCCCUCGCCCUGGUGGAAGCCCGCGGGCGGCAGUGGGAGCCGGUGCGCGAGGAGCUGCGCGGCUCGCACUGGGCCGAGGGCGCCGUGGUCAGCCUGACCCGCUGGGUGGACAAUCUCACCGCCGUGGUGGCUCCCGCGCCCUGGGGCGCCGAGGCGGGCGCCGGCCGGCGGCUGCAGCCGCUGUCGGCGGGGGAGCUGGUCGGGCUGCCGCCGUCGCAGCUGGUGGAGUUGGUGCAGUGGAGCGACCUGAUCCUCUUCGACUACCUGACGGCCAACUUCGACCGCCUGGUCAGCAACCUCUUCAGCCUGCAGUGGGACCCGCGGGUGAUGCGCCGCGCCACCAGCAACCUGCUCCGCGCCCCCGACGGCGGGCUCGUCUUCAUGGACAACGAGGCGGGGCUGGUGCACGGCUACCGCCUCCUCGCCAUGUGGGACCCCUACAACGAGCCGCUGCUGCGCUCCGUGUGCGUGUUCCGCGAGGGCACGGCCCGCCGGGUGGCCGAGCUGCACCGCCGCCGCAGCGCUGCCGCCGAGCUGCGCCGCCGCUACCGGGCGCGGGAGCCGCUCUGGGCGCGCCUCGGCUUCCUCUCCGAGCGCCAGGCCGAGCUCCUGCAGGCCCGCGUCGACUUCGUGCACCGCCACAUCGCCCACUGCCGCGCACAGGCCGCCGUGCUCUGAGAGCCCCGCGCGGCCGCAGCGCUCCGGCUUCCCUCUGCUCCUGGGCAGCGGGGCUGACUCCCCCGGCAGCGGGGCUGACUCCCCCGGCAGCUGCCGCGGGCCGGAGCUGACCCAGCCUGGCCACCUCGGUGCCCCGUAGUCGCUGCCACUGCCGGGGACGGGGGAAAUAAUGGGCUACCUGCCUGCCGGGGCUGUCGAGAGGAGCGAUUAAUUCGCUUUGUCAGGAUCGCUGAAGAUGCGGAGCGCAAUCGGUAUAAUUACGGCCCAGUUGCACUCCAGGACUCUGCCCCCAGAGUUGGGAAAAUGACAGGGUUCAGCAUCUUCACUGCUUUCCGUAACUCUCGUCGUGCACUCGCCCUCAUAAGAGACUCCAUAGGAAAGCAGUCGUCUUUUGUCUGUAUCGGGGUCGAGUAAUUUUUUUCCUUCCAACGAAGGCAGGCGGAACAUUUUUUUAUAUAUUACUCCUUUCUCAAUGGUAUAUUUAAGUAUGAAUGUUGAUGUUCAUAGACCAAGAACUGAUUGCACAAUAGGGGAGCCCCUAACUAGCAAAACUGCCCUAUUUAUGAAACUUGUUUCCUACCAAUUUUCUUUAACGAAAGUGAACCUUUCCACUGAUUGUUAGAUCUUGUUGAUGAGAAAUGUAUAGGAAGCCCAUAUUCCCUUUGUUCUUAGUUUUUUUGUGGAUUCAUUGGGUUAAACUGUUCUGAUUCUUAAGGUUUUGUUUGUAAUCAUCACCAUCAUAAUUUCAUCUCACCAGUAAAGUAACUGACUAAUGGGUGGCACAAGAAGAUCUCCCAUUUUUUAAAAAAAUAUUUCUGUGUGCUAAGACUUUGACACAAUACUUAAAGCGGAAGAAAAAACUGUAUCAUGCACUUUACUUUGACUUUUUAAUAUUUUUUUUUAUAGAAGACCUUUUUAUUUUACAAAGUCUGCCUUUUAUGUACAUUAUAUAUGUCCAUAAACUUUUCUGUAACAUACUAAAGAAACUGAUAUUUCAGUAAAGUGUGUUAAUGUUUUGCCUUCUGUGGCCUGGAUGUUUGCCUGAGCUUUGACAGGGAAGUUGCAUCUCCUCAGUCUUUCCUGAUGCGCUAUGGACACCACCACUUCACAGCUUCUCACUCCACUGAACAGAAUGAACUUUUACUCAUUCCCUCUGAAGCAAGGAAGGGUAGAGUUAAAUUUUCAAAUACUACACUCAUUCUUAGGUGUCCCUGAAAGAGGAAAAGUUCUCAAAGUGGCUAAAAUAGUGUGAGUGCUUCAGCUGAAUAGACAUUAAUCUGGUUUUCAAAGCCUGAAAUGGACUGCCUUGGCUAACCCCAAGAUAGCUGAAGCAAUUAGUUUCAGCAAAGUGAUAGAGCUGGUGUGGGCUAGCUGCUGUCAGCCUUUUUGGGUGCUGGGACUGCAUACCAGCCUGAUACAGGUGAUGUCAGCUGUUCCUGCUCCAGAGGCGUGUCCAGGCAUGGCAGUUGCUUUCAGUGGUGUUCAUAUUGUCUUUUUCCAUUUUGGUUAUCUUUGCAAUGAGGAGAUGGAGGCAGAAUUAAAGAACAGGAAAGCUUUUAAAUCGUGCUAAAAUAGUUGGUGGGGUCUGAUUUUUUUUCCUACUGAAGUUCUGUUCUAGGGCAAAGUAGUAGCAGUUGACAUACAAAAUAAAAUACUGGCAUCUUUUGCUUGCUUGCUUUUUUAAAAGUACCAGUAGUACCGGUAUUCAUACAAGAGGCCGUUGUAUGGCUUGAAAUAACAGCCAGAAUAAGGACAAAGGAUAAACUAAUCCUUUUUAGACCUCAAAUGCCAGUAUAUAUCCUGCCAUAAUCAAACAGCAGCGUAAUCUCUUCUACAUCUGGACAGGCAGCUCUUGAUGAAGGUAGCAGCAUGCCCCAGUGGCUACUGUGCAAGUAGGUGAUGUUUUCAGUGUCAGCACUAACCCUCCCUUGAACUUAGGGAGAGCUGUGCAUUCCUACCUGCAGGAGGUCUUUGGUCUAUUAAUAUUCAUUACUUAGAAUAAACUUCACAUAAAGACAAAUUUUGUUGGCCAUUACAGUGUUGUUGGGGGUUUUGGGGGGUAGUUAUUAUUUUUAAUACGGCAACAGUUUUACAAGCAAAAGUAAUGGUUGAUUAAUUAGAUAUGUUAGAUAUUGCAUCUUUGUGUGUAUUUAUUUCAAAAUGUCGCAGCAGCCUGCAAGACUAGCUUUCAUUCAGCUGCUGAACUGUCAAGGCUAUCUAUUGAACUUGUAUUUAUAGUUCACUGCAUUUAUCUCUACGAACAAUGCACAGAAUCCCAUGUGACAUUCCCUUGUCAUUUACAUGAUAAUACACAACUUAACUGUAAUUCUUAAUUCUUCUGUAGCAUUGCUUUGUAACUCGAAUGCAGCAGUUUCUGUCACAUUCACCUCAUGAAAAUAUAUUUAAAUAAUAAACUGCUGGCAUACAUUUUAAACCA
This is a messenger RNA of Parus major (Great Tit), 3886 nucleotides long. It is a transcript of the gene FJX1, whose product is annotated as four-jointed box kinase 1. Gene Ontology annotation, biological process: cell-cell signaling. NCBI's taxonomy places the organism in Eukaryota, Metazoa, Chordata, Aves, Passeriformes, Paridae. Bases 169 to 1449 code for a protein of 426 amino acids. The record is from RefSeq and is a predicted model, not a curated record. The transcript has a single exon.